Vicia villosa (hairy vetch) is the source of this 4964-nucleotide messenger RNA. RefSeq names its product cyclin-J18. Bases 2058 to 2750 code for a protein of 230 amino acids. The transcript is spliced from 10 exons. Lineage: Eukaryota; Viridiplantae; Streptophyta; Magnoliopsida; Fabales; Fabaceae. The record is from RefSeq and is a predicted model, not a curated record.
CAUUCGGUAAGAGUUCAAAAAGUUUAUGAAAACUUGGACAAAAACAUUGCUACAAAGAACUUGGAAAAACUCAAGCUUAAUCACAAAUUACAAAAGAUUUUGCACAUGGAGACAAAGAAGUUGUGCAAGAUAAGUGAUUUUACAUAGAGUUUUUUUUCAUGUUUCUAUGUGUGCUUUCAAUUUGCAUAUUUUGGUGGAGAUAUUUUCUUGACUUCAUUACAUGAAACUAGGAUCGUUGAAGAAUAGAAAUCGAUAAAAAUCUACAACUAGUAGAUUGAAUAAGCUUGCAACAUACAAACCAAAUCUUUCUUUGGACACAAUAAUGAUAAUUACUCAGUGCUCUAAAAAGGCAAAGAGGAUGCCAAAGAAAGAAGUUGUUGAAACAAAGUCAACUAAUGGAGAACACGAAACGUUCCUUGUUUCAAAUAAUGGAAACAAAGAUUAUUCACAUUUCAUUUAAUAGUUAAAGACAAAUUGAAAGCUAAGCAGUGGUAAUACUAAAGAUUCCCCCAGAAAAAAAAUGAAAGUGAGUCAAACUGAGACAUUAUCUAGAGAAAAAAUAAAGGGAACAACUUAAGGCAACUAGAAAUUAUUGAUGAUAAUGCAUAAGUUGAGGAAGAUGUAGAAGAAACAAACACAAAUAUGAAAAAAAAAUAAAGGUAAUAAGUUUUUUUUGUGUAAUGAUAAUGAUUUCACAUGUUAUGUAUAUAUUGAUAACAAAUAUGUGAUAUUGUUUGAAUGAGUUUAUUAUUUAGCUUUAUACUAAAUAUAGGAACAUUAAAAAGAAAAACUCGUGGGAAAAUUUUGGACAAAAGGAUUAACGGAAGAAAUACUGAAGAACGGAAGGAGUGAUGGAAGGAGUCAUCACGUAAUUUUUAUAGUAUUUUAUCUUUUAUUUUAUUAAGUUUGCAUUGAUUUUGAUUAAGUUUUAGUAAGAAUUAGCGUGUUUUUGGAAGAAGACCAAGAAUAAGUAAGAAAUGAGAAAAUAUGACGAAAUUGUGUGAAAAGAGCAAAUGGGAGGCAAUUCUGAACAGCGACCAUUGCGCCCCAUCAUGGAACGAUGCUCAGCUCAUCGUGGCGCGACACAUCAACAUCAUGGCGCGAUGCCACGUGUGGCUUGACUCGUUUUGAAGCUUUAUAAAGAGAUUUUUGGUACACUUUUGAAGUAUCUUCUUCUGGCAACCUAAUUCUAAUUUUGGAGAAUUACUGUGGAACUCUGAGUGAAGGUUUUCACCAUCAUAAGUCGAAUUCUCACCAAUAAUGUUUCUUUCUUUUAUGAAUUAUUUAGUUAUGAGUAGCUAAUUUUCUUAGAUUAGAUUUUGUUCAGAUGAAUUAGUAUGGAUUUGUUGCGACCAUAUAUUAGGUCUUUGUACCAUUUACGCUUUUGAUUAUAAAGUUUUCUCUUUAGUAAUAUUUGUGUUUAAUGCUUUAUAUGUGCUUACGAAUGUCCAUGUAUCGAUUCAGAUUCAUGCUGAGUACUAAUCUUAAUUGUGUGAAUCAGAUCUAAGUUAACCGUUCAACCUAAUAUUUGAGCUAGAGAUUGGAAAUUGUAAGGUUAUGACUUAGGGUUUAACAAACGAACAUCGCCUAUUUUAAUUAUCGAAUUUGCCUAAGAGAUUAGGGGAUAAUAGUUUAGAAUAGUGAGGUAUACACCAAGAGAUUGGGUACACUGGCUUAGUUAAACUGUGCGGUAACUGAAUUAAUCAUCAUAAGGGCUGAUAGACGCUAGCAUCAUCAGAGACAUACAAGGGAUUCAAGACGAAACAUAAUCGUCUUUGACACCCUAAUUACCUUUUCAUUUUCCUUUUUCGUGUUCAAACUCAAAAACCCCCAUUGUUACUUUUACUUUGCACAAUCGUAUAUCUUCUUGGAGACGAUUUUUUUAGUAUUACUUCGUAUAAAAAAUAAUUGAAAAUAAAAAAGAAAUGUUUAAUUGUAGUAUAAAAGUAUAAUUUAAUCUCAAAAAGAAAAAUACUUAAAAAAACUCAAUUCUAUAGAACCAAACAUAUAAAUUCAAGUUCAGUUGCUGCGCAAUACCAUAACGUAGUGUCCAAGCAAUGGCAUCUUCUUCUCAGCGCCUCAAAACCGUUGAGUUUCUCAUCAAUUCUUCUCAACACCUCAAUGUUUCCCCCAUUGUUAAAUACUCUGCAUUCUCCUUCUUCGCCGAUCGCUUCAUUCCCUCAUUACCAGCAUUCAUUGAACGCGCGAAUUCGUUGACCUGGCUGUUGAAACCUGUCACUGAAAGCACCUUGCAGCUGUUUGUGCUUAUUUCUCUAUGGAUUUCAAGCAAAAUACAUGAUUCUCGACCGCUCUCUGUUGUAAGUUUGAAGUCUUUGGCGGACAAAUCAAUCAAGGAACAACACUUCACAAAUCGGAAUUUCAUAGAAGCGGAGGUGCUCUUCAUGCAGGUGUUGAGUUUUGAGAUUGGCACAGCAAAUAUUGCUUUUUCGUUCCUUCAAGAGCUUUGGAUUCAAAUCAAGGGAGUAGCAAAAGUUGGUGAGUUGAUUAGCUUUGAAGCUUGCAUGGAAAUUAUGGAUCUUCUCUAUGAAAAGGAAGAGACAUCAUUUCUGUAUAGGUCUCCUCACUCCCUUGCUGCGUCAAUCUUGGUUGUAUCAUACUUAAUGACAGUCCCUAAACAGAAAUGGGAGUUCCCAAUUAUUGCAUGGGUAAAUUUCGCAACCUCUUGUAAGGAAGAAGAUGUCAUAAAAAUGGUGACGGAGAUUCUCAAGCAUGUGAUGGAACCUUCUUGAGAUAUCGGGAAUAGGAUGAUAUCUUGAAUGAGCUGAAACAUCAUACCAUAUUCUUGGUUUGGAUGUAUUUUUGGUAAGCUUCAUAUUCUUUCACUCGCAAUGGUGUUUUAGCAGGUAUACAUAGUUGAAUAAGCACUUGUUUGGUUGUGUCCAAAUUAUAUGUCUUGCAUUUCAAUGUCACUUACAUUGUGAUUAUAAGAAGCUAGAUAUUGAACACCGCCAGAACAAUCAGGCUAUAAGAAAUUAUACAGGUAGGAUCGUAAAAACAGAAACUUUGGGGUUUCACAUGUAAUCAUAAUGAAGAAAAAUGAGUUUUUCUUUUUUCAUCCUCUAAACUUUUCAGAAACUCUUUAAAAUGCCCAAAAAUGCUCUGUAUUCUAGAAUUCGAACACUUAAAAACACGUUCCAAAUUCUAGAAUCCAAACACUAUAUAACACAUGAAACUUCUCACUUUUUUCAUCAAGUUAAUAAUUUUGGAUUGUACAAUUCGAAUGAAUAAAAACCCAUAUACUCAAGAUCGGCUUUGCAUAUACAAGAUACAUGAACCAGCGGCAUAUAAAAAAUGUUCAUUCAAAAGAUCUGUUUUUAUACGGGUACUGAAAAACAUGUACCAGAAUUAAAUAAAACAGAAUUUUAGAAAUUGAGCCGAUCAUACGCUGAAACAGACCAGAUAAUUGCCAAUUGACAAAUUCAGUAUAUUAAUUUAGUACAUUUCAUUCAUCUUUUAUAAACACAUUAGAGCAUCUCUACUGAUGGAACUAAUUUUGAUUGAUUAAACUAUGUUUUAUGGAACAAAUUAUUUUAUUAUAUUUAAGCAACAUUUAAGUAAUUUUAAUCAAUUUUAUUUCAACUAUGAUUUCAAUAAACAAUAUAUAUUUGAUCCUAUUAAUUUAUAAUUUUUUUUUUUAUAUUUGAGUCACCAAUCAUGAUUAUAUUGUUUCUUAACAUAAACAACAUAUUUUUUUCAUUUCUUCUAUAAACAACUUACAAAAAAAUUUAAGGAAACAAGAAGGCUAUCUACUUCAAUCCUAAAAUAAACUUAAGCUAUAGAACUAAUAACUAAGUAUAUACUACAUUAAACAACACUUCAAGUACUUCAAACUUACACCUAAUUAACAUAUGACACAUCACCCGAACAGCUCUGAAGUCAAUAUAACACGUUUGCACAUCCAUUCACUCAGCUAGGCCACCAAGUUCACGUCCACAACCGAGGGAGCUUAUUAAAGAUGAUGCUGAGAGGUUAUUUAUGGGAAGACUCUUGAAAAGAAAAUGACACUCACUUUUUACCUAAACACUAGAUAUCACAUAUCUUGGCCACGUUAGAUUGUUGACAAUGUCUCACAUAUUAAUUAAAACAGUGAAAACUUUCUAUACACAACAAAUUGGUUAUCCAAUUACAAAGGUUGAAACUUUUUAUACACAAUUUAUUUAAAAAAUUACAUUCUAAACUGUAUAUAGGUUGACUCAAGACUCUGUUUUCUUCUUUUUGUUCAGCAGCACUGUGGACCUUGGUCUAAAUUAUUGUUCCUAAACUAAUCUGACUACUUGACCACCGUCCCUAACCUAAAAUAAUUAUCAAUUCCCAAACCAUAAAAAGGGCCACAGUGCUGUUGAUUACUAUUAUUUUAGCUUUAUUUGUUACGUCACUGAAUCAUGCUGACACCAACACAACACAACAACACAACACCGUCCUUUGAAUUGGAACACCAACCUUCAAUUUCCAAUACUAAAUAUGGAACCACUUUCUGUUAAUAGUCCCAUUUGCUUACUUGCUAGCUGUUUAUGAUUCUUCUGUCGGUGGAGUCUGCACUUUUAUCACAUUUCAGGGACCACAAUGUUUUCUUUUUCAUAUUUGUUAGGAAAUUGACUUAGACUUUGACUUUUCAUUAGGAAAAACAUUACAAAAUCAAAUGCAAUUUGUUGAGGUGGAGACCCAACACCAACAACAUUACUGAUAAUUAAGUGGAAAGAAGUAAAGAACACUAACGUGUUCAUUGCUGCUUAUAGUCUUUACUUUUCGCAUUUACCACUAUAUCAUCUUAAUAUUGAAAACCACACUUAUUUUUACACAAACUUCUUUUAUUUUUAAACAAUUAUAUUUGAUUUAAAGAAUCCCACAUCGGACAAUAUAUGGUCUGAACAUGUUCUUAUAAAUGGGGGCAAUCCUCACCCUACAAGCCGAUUUUCUAGGGUUGACUUAGGCCCAACCACACU